ACAUCAACGCAGCCAUUUUUGUGAUGGGUUUUAUUAUAUGUACAGUGAACAAGGCAUUUUUACAAUAGCAUGGGACAUAAAAAAAAGAAAAGAAAUAAAAGGUUAAUAAACCUUGUUCUCCUAUCUUGGAUGAUGAUAUUGAAUCGAUGUUUAUUAGAGAGAUUUACUGAUACACUUGAAGGCAAAUAUCGUCUCAUAGAUCACUAUGCAAUACAAACAAGGUAAUGUCAUGUAAAAAAUGAGGAAUGGAUAAAGAAACUUUAUUUACACAAGUAAAUGAACAUUUGGUGAAUAGUACUGAAAUGUUAGAUUUAACUUAUUCUGAAAAACCAGCAAGAAACAUGAUGCUUCAUGUACCAAGUAGUUAUACAUAUAAUUUUUGGACAAAAACACCAACAGAAGUUGUUGAACUGACAUGUUUGAUGCCCAAUGGUAUUAUUAUUCCCUUUGAGACUAAUCGGAAUACAACGUUAGCAGAAAUCAAAGAAGAUCUUUGGGAUGAAUCAAGCAAAUAUCCUUUACAUGGAUUAUUGAAAGAUUCACGGUCUUACAUAUUUUUAUGUAUUAAUGCUAAUUCAGAAACAGAAGAGUUGAGAGAUGAAAGUAGACGUUUAUCUGAUAUAAAACCUUUCUGUGCUAUAUUUAAACUUAUUGAGAAAGAGGAUCUGAAAGUUGACAGAAAUUUAGAUUCUCAAAUCGGCCUUCUGAUUGGCAAAGGUUUACAUGAAUUUGCAGCAUUAAAAAAUUCUGAAGUCAAUGACUUUCGUUGGAAAAUGCGUUUAUUAGGAGAUGAAAUUGCAUCAGAUAGACAGAAAAAAUUUUGGACAGAGAAAGUUUUAUAUCAAUUUCCAUCAAGGUUAGCUUCUUCUCCAGAUAUUCCAAAAACUAUAGAAUCACGCUUGAAAGAUGGAAACAUAGUAAUUGUAGUUAAAUUUGAAAAUGUGGAAACAUCAUAUACAUUUUUAGUUGCACAUGCAACAACUUCUCGGCAGUUAGUUGUUUUGGCUUUGAAUAAACUUGCAAAUACUUUAACUUUGCGUGACGAACGUCCAAGAGAUUUCACACUGAAAAUUUGUGGUCAAGAGGAAUACCUUUUAGAAGAUUAUCCAUUAAUUCAAUACAGCUAUAUUCAAGAUUGCAUUGCCAAGGAUGUUGUGCCUACACUCGUAGCUGUUAGUAUAAAUAGUAUAUCUGUUUAUAAAGAUCAUGAUUAUGAGGAUCCUGAUUCUGAUGUACUGAACCGUGGCAACAGACCAUCAUUUUCAACUUUGACACUGCGUAAGAAAGGCAAAUAUACCUACUCCUGGUAUAUUGAUGAUAAUUUCAAAUUUGUCGUUAAUGGUAUUUCUCGAUUGAAUUGUGAGGCAAGUAAUCGUACAGUGGAAGUUGGCUUGCAAGCUGGAGUGUUUCACGGUGGCAAAUCUCUGGCUGAGAGUCAAAAAACAAAAGAUAUAGUGGUUGGUCCAGAUGGAAAUUGCGAGUGGGAAGAGACCUUAAGUUUCAAUAUAAAAAUUCGUGAUAUUCCAAGAAAUACUCGUUUGUGCUUUGUUCUAUAUGAAGUUGGAAAAACUUCGAAAGGUAUUAAAAGUCGUAGACUUGUAAAAGAUUCUAAACAAGAAUACUUUAUCAAUCCACUAUGCUGGGCAAAUACGACUAUAUAUGACUACAAAUGUCAAUUGAAAACUGGCGCUACGACUCUUUACACAUGGGCUUAUGCUGAAGACAUCCAGAACGAAGACUUACUGCAUCCACUAGGCACAGUUGUAUCAAAUCCUCACAUAGACAGAGCAGCAGCACUGAUGUUGACUUUUCCGACAUACACAAGGGAUCAAAUAAUUCUGUAUCCGUCGCCUGAAAAAAUGCUCGAGUUUGUUCACAAAUUAAACGAGUCGAGGGAGAAUUCAGCGGAAUUCGAUCCUACUAGUGUUUCCGACACAGAUCUGCAGCAGCGAAUCGAUCAACUUCAGUUACUAGCCGAUCGAGAUCCAUUGCACGAGCUUCACGAGCAGGAUAUAAAAAGUAUUUGGUCGAUGAGGGAGCAGUGUAUCAUGAAAGUGCCAACUAUUCUAGCGAAACUUUUGCAGUGCGUCGACUGGAACGAUCACAAGCAAGUUGCCGAAGCAACUUCUCUUCUUCUCCGUUGGCCAAAAUUAGCCGUUGAAAGGGCUCUCGAAUUACUGGAUUACGCUUACGCCGAUCAAAUAGUUCGCAGUUUUGCCGUCAAGUGCUUGCGAGACGUUAGCGACGAAGAUCUAAGUUUGUUCUUGUUGCAAUUGGUUCAAGCUCUCAAGCACGAAAAUUACUUGUGGUGUGAGUUGACGGAGUUUUUAUUGCGACGUGCACUUAGUAAUCAACGCAUAGGUCAUUUUUUAUUCUGGCACUUGCGAUCAGAAAUGCACGUGGGCUCAGUGCAGGUGCGUUUCGGCUUGAUUCUGGAAGCUUACUGUCGAGGUAGUCAGGAGCACAUGAGAGUUUUAUCGAAGCAGAUGGAUUGCUUAGAGAAAUUAGCGAACGUGUGCGAUCAAGUGAAGCAGCGUAAAGAUCGAAAGGCUGCUCAGCAAUGUUUGUUGGAGUACUUGAAAGACGGCCACUUCAAAGAAGCCUUCAUCAACGUCGUCAGCCCGUUGAAUCCAAGUUUUCGCUGGUCGGGCAUCAGAGUAGAAAAGUGCCGUGUAAUGGACAGCAAAAUGAGACCGCUCUGCCUGGUGUUUCAAAAUGCUGAUACUUUCGGCGACGAUGUAUAUUUGAUUCUGAAGCACGGUGACGAUCUCCGACAAGAUAUGCUCACCUUGCAAAUGCUCCGAAUAAUGGAUAAACUUUGGAAGAAAGAAGGGCUGGACUUGCGUAUGAAUCCUUACGGUUGCAUAUCCACCGACAACCGAGUUGGCCUUAUUGAAGUGGUCUUGAAUGCCGAGACGAUCGCCAACAUUCAAAAGGAAAAGGGUAUGUUUCCGGCAACUGCCGCCUUUAGAAGAGGCUCGCUUCUUGCCUGGCUAAAGGAUCACAAUCACACCGAGCAAACUUUAAAUAAGGCCAUCGAAGAAUUCACUCUGAGCUGCGCGGGCUACUGCGUGGCCACCUACGUGCUUGGCAUCGCCGACCGACACUCCGACAACAUCAUGGUGAAGAAGACUGGUCAACUGUUUCACGUAGACUUUGGUCACAUAUUAGGACACUUCAAAGAGAAAUUCGGGAUUCGCCGGGAGAGGGUGCCGUUCGUAUUAACCAAUGAUUUCGUGCACGUGAUCAAUAAAGGACAGACCAAGAAGGGCCAAGCCUUGGAGUUCCAGCGAUUCCAGAAUUAUUGUGAACAAGCAUUUCUAAUAUUGAGACGACACGGCAGUCUUAUUUUGUCCUUGUUCGCUAUGAUGAUCUCGACGGGUCUACCCGAGCUAUCAUCAGAAAAAGAUUUGAAUUAUUUAAGAGACACGCUCGUUCUCGAGAUGUCGGAGACUGAAGCUAAGAAACAUUUCAGGAGUAAAUUUGACGAAGCCCUUUGCAACUCUUGGAAAACCUCGCUUAACUGGGCAUCACACAAUAUGGCUAAAAGUAAUAAAACCAUCUAAUUUUCAAGAAGAUUUAUUUUAUUGAUAUAUUUUUGGUUUUUCUGUAAAAAGUCAUUUCAUCAAUUUUUUUUUUACAUCUAAGUGUUCACUCCUAAACGUGUUUUAUUUUAUUCAUUUAAUACAUUUCUAUAAAUAUACCGUACUUCUAUUGUAUUCAAAUUGUAAUAUAGACCAUUUUUGUACUAUUGUAAAUAGAUAAAGAGAACAAUUCUUUUGCAAAAGGGCGCAUUGCUUGUCUAUAAGCUGUAAAUUAUUGUAUUUAAAAGAAGUGAUAUUAAAAUGUACUGUAUAUAUUGUAAUCUGCAUUUCAAAUUUAAUAAAUGUAUUACAGUUGUAAGAACAAUAAAGAUAAGCUUCCGAACUAUUUAAUUUUGAU
Messenger RNA from Phymastichus coffea, 3942 nucleotides. RefSeq names its product phosphatidylinositol 4,5-bisphosphate 3-kinase catalytic subunit delta isoform (gene Pi3K92E). Gene Ontology annotation, cellular component: phosphatidylinositol 3-kinase complex; plasma membrane; cytoplasm. Gene Ontology annotation, molecular function: 1-phosphatidylinositol-3-kinase activity; 1-phosphatidylinositol-4-phosphate 3-kinase activity. The transcript is spliced from 2 exons. Gene Ontology annotation, biological process: cell migration; phosphatidylinositol-3-phosphate biosynthetic process; phosphatidylinositol-mediated signaling. The record is from RefSeq and is a predicted model, not a curated record. NCBI's taxonomy places the organism in Eukaryota, Metazoa, Arthropoda, Insecta, Hymenoptera, Eulophidae. Bases 246 to 3566 code for a protein of 1106 amino acids.